Messenger RNA from Aptenodytes forsteri (emperor penguin), 1182 nucleotides. RefSeq names its product MAP3K12 binding inhibitory protein 1 (gene MBIP). The record is from RefSeq and is a predicted model, not a curated record. NCBI's taxonomy places the organism in Eukaryota, Metazoa, Chordata, Aves, Sphenisciformes, Spheniscidae.
AUGCUGGAAGAUACAGGACGCAUUCAGAUAAGGCCUGGAGGAAGGACAGUUGCACGGGGGUAUAAAGAGGAGCUAGCGCCCGCCGAGCCCAGAGCCCGGCAGCAAAGCCAGCCCUGCCCCGGAGAAACCCCACCCGCCGUCCUGUCCUGUCCCCCGAGAGCCGCGUCCUGCCGAGACCCCGUGGUCCUGUCCCCCGAGAGCCGCGUCCUGUCCUGCCGAGAGAGCGGGAGAAAGGAUGCACGAAAGCCAGACCGCAGAGCUUGGGGGCUUAACCUUGGAGACGAUAUCGUGAAAGUUGUAAUUGAUUGGAGCAAGCUUCAAAGCAUAUCAGCACUUCAGCCAACAUUGCUCUUUAGUGCACUUCAGCAGCAUAUUUUAUGUUUGCAGCCUCUUUUAGAAAAACUCCAGUCAUUGAUUAAAGAGGAAAAUAUAGGCCAUGUUGAACCUGCAGGUAAAACAGAAGGCCAAACUUGUGAAACAAGUUUAGAUGUUUAUGAUGGUAACUGUCAGACUGAAGAAAAAUAUGCAAGUUACGAAUUGGGAGAUCUGAAGGAUGCUCAUAUUAAUUUUGAUCCAGAGGUGGUCCAAAUAAAAGCUGGAAAAGCAGAAAUUGACAGGCGGAUAUCAGCCUUCAUGGAGGGAAAACAAGCUGAGAUCAUCAAUGAAAAUUUUGUCAGGGAAUUUUGCAAUGUUAUUGAUUGUAAUCAAGAAAAUAGCUGUGCCAGAACAGAUGCAAUUUUCACACCCUAUCCUGGAUUUAAAAGCCAUAUAAAGGUUUCUAGGGUAGUAAAUACAUAUGGACCUCAGACUAGAUCUGAAGGAGUACAUGGGUCCAGUCACAAAGCCAAUGUACCCAUUCAUGAUUGUGGAAACCAAGCUGUUGAGGAGAGAUUGCAAAACAUUGAAGCACACUUACGGUUACAAACAGGUGGUCCUGUACCAAGAGACAUUUAUCAGAGAAUUAAGAAGCUUGAAGAUAAAAUCCUUGAGCUGGAAGGACUGUCUCCUGAAUAUUUUCAAUCUGUAAGCUGUUCUGGCAAGAGGAGAAAGGUUCAACCUCCCCACCAGAACUAUUCAUUGGCUGAACUUGAUGAAAAGAUCAAUGCUAUAAAACAGGCAUUACUGAGGAAAACAAAAGAAAGCAAGUCCAAGGAAGUUGAGCGGCUUCUUCGAUAAAAAAAA